This is a messenger RNA of Rotaria sp. Silwood1, 2460 nucleotides long. The record is from the annotation of a GenBank genome assembly. NCBI's taxonomy places the organism in Eukaryota, Metazoa, Rotifera, Eurotatoria, Philodinida, Philodinidae.
AUGGCGGAAAAAACUUUACGAUCAAAUACAAAUGUACAAACAUCAUCAUCAACGAAAAUGGCUACAACUUUAAUGGCUUAUGCUCAAUUAGAAAUAGAUAAUAGUACAACAUGUAUACCAAGACUCUGUAAAUUCAGUAUUGUUCGUAUUGUAUUAAAUCGAUCGAUUGAUAGUGGAGAUUCAAAUGCAAUUGUUGUUGCAGUAAAAAUUCAAAGUAAUAGACGAACAUUUCGUUGUUGUGAAAUUCCCCUUCAACAAGAUGGGACUUUAGAUGCACCUGUUAAUCUACAAUAUUUUAUAACUUAUCCUCAUUACUUUAAACGAGAUAUAAAUAAAGUUCAAAUUUAUGUUCAACGAAGAAAGAAUCGACCAAUGAUUGGUUAUAAAACAUUAGCAAAGGGCGAAGUUAUUCAACACCCACAGAGUAUGAAUCUUCAUUUAUAUUUAAAUACGAAUGAAAAAUCCAAACAACAACAUUUACGUUCAAUAAAUCAAGAUGAAUUAUCUAAUAUAAAAAUUGAAAAACAUCUUGUUGGUUAUGUAUCAAUAGUUUCAUUAUCAAGUACAAUUCCAAAUGAAUCUGAAACUAUAGCACGACCAGAACUUGGAUUAACAUCAAAUCGAUUAUCAAUAAAACAUCAUCAUUUUGAUAAAUCAUUUAAUGAUGAUGAUGAAUAUAUUGAAGAAGAAGAAUUAAAUUCUGAACUUGAAGAUAGUGAUCUUGAAUUUAAUAGUAAAAAUAAACAAAAAUUUAAUCCAAAUAUAAUACGAAAUAAAUUAAUUCAAAUGUUUAAACGUAAAAGUGUGCAAUCAACAACAAAUUUAAAUAAAAAUUCUAAUACAACAACAACCAAUACAACAGCACAACUAACACAUUUAAAUGAUCAACAUACGAGAUUUAAAUUAAAUCGUCAAUCAGAUAUUGAAGAAGAAGAUCCUCCAUCAGAUAUGAGUGAUAGUACAAUACCAGUUGAUCAAUGGAGUAUUGAAUCUGUACCUAAACCAGGUUUUACACCAGUUGAACAUUUACAAAUACUGAAAAUUUCUGAAGAUGACCCUUAUUCAACAAGAAAAUCAACAAAUCCAUUUGAUAGUAAUGAUAGUCCAUUAGAUUCAGAUACAUCAGAUUUUGGUAUGGAUAUUGAUCGAACACAAUUACCUCAAAAAAUCAUAUCAGUACCUGAAGAAAAAUUACCACAACGUUCAACAAAUAUACGUGAUAAUUCUAUUAAACAAUUUGAUGAACUCUAUGCCAAUGAUCGCCUUCCAGACUCUGUUAUUUUUCUGUAUACAGGUCUUAAUCAAUCGAAUGUGACUGCAUCAAAAUUUAAAGAAUAUAAUUUGUCAGUUAUAUCACUCCAUGCAUUAACUGAAUCAAAAGUAGUGUUAAAUAAUAUAAUUCAACGUAUACAAAAAUGUGGCAGUCAAUCUGUUAUACGCAUUGUUCUUCUCGGUAAUGAUGCAUUUGUUAAUUCAUUUCUUCAAUCUUAUGUUGAAUGCUUGGCUUCAAGACCACGUGAAUAUAUGGCUUAUUUUCGAUUUUAUUUCGUUCCAUUAGUUUUCUCGUAUUUGGCGAAAUUUCUCGGUAGUUUUGAUUCUCAAUAUGAAGCACUCUUUGGUAGUAAUGAAUCUUCAAAUGAAAUAUCAGAUCUACGAGAUUUAUCACAAAAGAUUACACGAUAUUUAAAAACUUCUCAACGUACACUGUCAUUACCUGUUGGUGAAGUUAUGUUGAAUCGAAAAGGAAAAUUACCAGAAGAAGAUUCAUCACCAACAUUUUUACCAUUCUUUUGUUAUGUUUGUCUUGGAACAUUAUCAUCGAAUGAAAGUCAAUUAUCAUCGAUUGAUGAUAAUGCUCUUCUCUCGGCAUCAUUAUCUUUAUCUAUAUCAGCAAAUCAACAAUCACGUGAAUUAAAAGAUUCAUCAGAUGAUGAAAAUAGUCAAACAAUAUUAUCAAGUUCUCCACAAUCGAAAAUAGCCAAUCAAUUAAUAAAAAAUUCUCAUACAGAUGAACCAUCAACAUCACCAGUUGAUGUAUCAGUUGACUAUUGGACGAUAGUUGAUAAUCAAAAAGAAAAAAAAGAUGGAAUAAGAACAAUAAAAUCAUCAUUGAAAUCUAAUAUACGUGUAUUAACAAUUACAAGACAAUUAAUAAUGAAUUCAGAUGAAAAAAUUUCUCCUUCAUUAACAAUGACUUAUGUAACACGUGAAAAAAAGCAAAAAAUUAUGAAAUUUGGAAAAAAACUCAAAGAUUUACAAAAUACAAAAAUGAUUGAACCACAAGCAAUAACCGGUAUUAAUCGACUUGUUUGUACUUCUAAAUCACAUAAUGUUGAAUUAAAGGUUAAUGUCGACGGACAAGAAUGGGAUAAUGUCAAAUUCUUUCAAAUCUCAUCUCAAUGGCAUACACAUAUUAAAUAUUUUCCAUUAGCUUUGUUUAAUGAUAUACGCAAUGCUUAA